Messenger RNA from Mustela erminea (ermine), 3420 nucleotides. RefSeq names its product DNA polymerase eta (gene POLH). Lineage: Eukaryota; Metazoa; Chordata; Mammalia; Carnivora; Mustelidae. The record is from RefSeq and is a predicted model, not a curated record. Gene Ontology annotation, biological process: error-prone translesion synthesis; response to radiation. Gene Ontology annotation, molecular function: DNA-directed DNA polymerase activity; damaged DNA binding. The coding region runs from base 289 to 1536 and encodes 415 amino acids. The transcript has 10 exons. Gene Ontology annotation, cellular component: nucleus; site of double-strand break; replication fork.
GCUGCGCGCGCGCUGUCUGAUCUCCGUUUGGAGUGCUGGCUGUUGAGCGCGCAAACCUUGUGCAGGCCCGCUGGGCAGUGCGGGCGGUGCCCGCGUCAGUGGUCGACUGUGACCUGUGCUUCAUUUCUCCGUCGUCACGGGAAAUAAAUCUCUCGAAGCCGACUGGUCCUCUCCUGGAAAGAGGGCAGAUAUUCAGGACCCCUUCACCUUCCUUCCAGUGGACAGCGAGCCUGGCAUCGUUGGCGUCCGUGGUUGCCCGUUCUUCCAGGUGCUUUGCCACACUGAAAAAUGGCUACCGGACAGGACCGAGUAGUUGUCCUAGUUGACAUGGACUGUUUUUUUGUUCAAGUGGAACAGCGGCAGAAUCCUCAUUUGAGGAAUAAACCUUGUGCGGUUGUCCAGUACAAGUCAUGGAAGGGUGGUGGAAUAGUUGCAGUGAGUUAUGAAGCUCGUGCAUUUGGGGUCACUAGAAGCAUGUGGGCAGAUGAUGCUAAGAAGUUAUGUCCUGAUCUUCUGUUGGCACAAGUUCGUGAGUCCCGUGGGAAAGCUGACCUCACCAAGUACCGGGAAGCCAGUGUGGAAGUGAUGGGGGUAAUGUCUCGUUUUGCUGUGAUUGAACGUGCCAGCAUUGAUGAGGCUUAUAUAGACCUGACAAGUGCUGUACAAGAAAGACUACAAAAGCUACAAGGGCAACCUAUCUCAGCUGACCUGUUGCCAACCACCUACAUUGAAGGGUUGCCCCAAGGCCCUACAACCGCAGAAGGGACUGAUCAGAAAGAGGAGACGCGAAAACAAGGCUUAUUUCAAUGGCUUGAUUCUCUUCAGAUUGAUAACCCCACCUCUCCAGACCUGCAGCUCACUGUUGGAGCAGUGAUUGUGGAGGAAAUGAGAGCAGCCAUAGAGAAGGAGACGGGCUUUCAGUGUUCAGCUGGAAUUUCACAUAAUAAGGUCCUGGCAAAACUGGCCUGUGGACUGAACAAGCCCAACCGCCAGACCCUGGUCUCACAUGGGUCAGUCCCGCAGCUCUUCAGCCAAAUGCCUAUUGGCAAAAUCCGUAGUCUUGGAGGAAAACUAGGUGCCUCUGUCAUUGAAAUCCUGGGGGUGGAAUACAUGGGUGAACUUACUCAGUUCACUGAAUCUCAGCUCCAGAGUCAUUUUGGGGAGAAGAAUGGAUCUUGGCUAUAUGCCAUGUGCCGUGGGAUUGAGCAUGAUCCAGUUAAACCCAGGAAACUACCUAAAACCAUUGGCUGCAGCAAGAACUUCCCAGGAAAGACGGCUCUGGCUACUCAGGAGCAGGUACAAUGGUGGCUUUUGCAAUUAGCCCAUGAACUAGAGGAGAGACUAAUCAAGGACCGAAAUGAUAAUGACAGGGUGGCCACCCAGUUGGCUGUGAUCAUUCGUGUACAGGGAGACAGACGUCUCAGCAGCACACGCCGCUGCUGUGCUCUUACCCGCUAUGAUGCUCACAAGAUGAGCCGUGAUGCGUUUGCUGUCAUCAGGAACUGUAACACUUCAGGAAUCAAAACUGACUGGUGAGUCGAAUUCUAGCUUGUCUUCUCAGAAGACACUUACUUGACUUGAUCUAAAAUUCGUGGGUAUACAGCUUUCCAGCAAGAGUACGUUCUUGGUAGUGACUCUAGCUAGGUCCUAGUAGGUCACAAAGAGGAAUGGCAGAGCACAAUAGAAACACCAAAAACAAGGCAGCUCAGCUACCGCUUCUUUGCCUACCUGUGGCGCAUUCCACUUCUCAGGGGUGGGUUUCAGAGGCAGAGUAAACCAAUAUUAUCCCCACCUUUGCUGCAGUCAGAGGGAAGGGCCAGUUGCAUGUGUGAGUAUGGAACUCAAGUUUCAAGAAUACAUUUGGCAACUUCUCUCUCAAUACUUGACUGUUCUAUCUUAGAACUUGAUAAGAUUAUCUUAAAACACUUGAAAAUGAAAGUGACCUGUAUUUAUUGAUAGUCUCAAUUUAACAUCCCAGCUCACUCACAAGCUCCACUGGUAUAAUACAGAAUGUCAUAUUAAAUUUCACUUCAUUUAGUAAUGAAAAAUAACCAAAUAUAUCAUUGGAAUGUGUUCAUUUAUUGUUCUGAUAUUAAUGAUUUUCAGUAUUGGAUUCCUCUGUUGAUUUAACAUUGCUUGUUACAUUGAAAAAAGUACUCCUAAUUCACAAUGGAAAUAUAAUUAUGUGAGAAACAUAAAUUGGUUGCUUACUUACAGGUCUGUAUUGAAGAUGAUAAAAGUUUAACCUGAAACUAAUGCAACUCAACAAUAAAUAAAUAAACAGACAACGAAAGUUUCAUUGAACACCUACGUUAAUUGCUUAUCUAUCUAUGUGGGUACUACUAUUGUAUGUGCAGACCUAUAAUUUGAUGGGGUCGCUAAAGCUGGAAUCUUUGUUCUUGGUGUAGAAUAAUUUGUUUAGCUUCUACUUCCUGGUACAUGUGUUUAUUUUCAAAUACUGAAACAGUUUCACUGAACUAAAUGAUAAAUUUAUCAUUUAUAAAUUUGUGUUCAUAUGAAACAGACUCUAACAAAUACUUACCAGGAGUGUGAAACCUAUUGAAAGGGAAGCAUCAAAUGAUCUGAUUCUAAGACUGUUCAAAAGCAAGAAACCAGAGAACAGUGAGAUACCGUCCUAACAGUUUUAAAAAGGCAUUUACUCUUUACCGCAUUAUGGUACUAAUCUGUAUAUAAAAGCAAGUUUUACCUUCUGAAAUACAACUUAUGUGAAAAUUAUUUUAAUAAUUGACAUAAUAAGUAACUCUGGCAUGAAUUUCUUGAAAUGUUUCUGAGACUAGGAUAGGUAAUUCCAGUUGUGGGAUUUCAUUCUCUAGAAAUUCAAGUUGAAAGUUUGUCAGAAUGAGGGUUAGGUGGUACCCUUUAUAGAAACAGAAUGGGUAACAGGAUUUUUUUCAAGAGACUUACAGUCUAAAUAUUCUAAAGUUUUUUUGUUGCCCUGAAUAAAAUUUCUUGCCUCGAUCCUGAAUUACAACUGCUAUUAUGUAUCUUCUGAUAUAUCUUAUGAAUACCUAGCUGCCAGGGGAUCCAUUUUGUAUGUCUGACCUGGUUAGGUGUUCACCAGGUCAGUCGCUCCCAAGGUGUGAUCCUGAGCCAGCAACACCAGCAUCACCUAGGAACUUGUUAGGAAGGCAUAUUCUCUGCCUAGUCCAGGUCUACUGAAUCUGUAUUAAUCUGAUGCCCUAAAAUUUAAGAACACUGCAGUAAUAGUUUCCUCCUGUGGCACAAUCAUAAUCCCAGUCAUUUACAAACUGUAUCUGUGACCUGGUGCUAAUCUUCUUCCUUUACUUUCUAUACAGGUCCCCUCCCCUCACAAUGGUCUUCCUCUGUGCUACCAAAUUCUCCACCUCUGCCCCUUCAUCUUGCACAGACAUCACCACCUUCUUGAGCAAUGACCCAGGU